GGCGCAGGGAGAACCAGCAAGCUGCCUCGGGCUCGGAGAGCCCCUUUCGGAGGGGAGAUGUUAGAAAGCAGACGCGGGUUUCUAGGCCCGGAGCUCCGGCAUCCUCCGGCUCCAGCGCUGCGUCGCAUCCGGAGCCCACUCACUCGCUGCAGCUGGGAUUCCGGGAGCGGAAGAUGCUCGCGGUGCCCGCUGUAUUGUGUGUGUGUGCAGCCGCUUGGUGCAGUCAGGCUCUGGCGGCCGCCGCGGCCGUGGCUGCGGCCGGGGGGCGGUCGGACGGCGGUAAUUUUCUGGAUGAUAAACAAUGGCUCACCACAAUCUCUCAGUAUGACAAGGCAGUCGGACAGAGGAACAAAUUCCGAGACGUACAAGGAACCAUCUUCCCAGCUCCCAAUUUCAACCCUGUAAUGGACGCUCAAAUGCUAGGGGGAGCACUCCAAGGAUUUGACUGUGAUAAAGAUGUGCUGAUCGACAUUCUAACACAGCGCAGCAAUGCACAGAGACUGAUGAUUGCAGAGGCAUACCAGAGCAUGUAUGGCCGGGACCUGAUGUGGGAUCUGAAGGAGCAACUUUCCUCUCACUUCAAAGACGUCAUGGUUGGUCUCAUGUACCCACCACCAGCUUAUGAUGCUCACGAACUCUGGCAUGCCAUGAAGGGAGCAGGGACUGAUGAGAAUUGCCUCAUUGAAAUACUGGCUUCUAGGACAAAUGGAGAGAUAUUCCAGAUGCGAGAAGCCUAUUGUUUGCAACAUAGCACUAACCUUCAGGAGGACAUUUACUCAGAAACCUCGGGACACUUCAGAGAUACUCUCAUGAACUUGGUCCAGGGAAGCAGGCAGGAAGGAUACAGUGACCCUGCUAUGGCUGCCCAGGAUGCAAUGGUCCUGUGGGAAGCCUGCCAGCGGAAGACGGGUGAACACAAGACCAUGCUACAGAUGAUCCUGUGCAACAAGAGCUACCAGCAGCUCUGGCUGGUUUUCCAGCAAUUUCAAAAUAUUUCUGGACAAGACCUGGUUGAUGCCAUCAAUGACUGCUAUGACGGGUACUUUCAGGAGCUGCUGGUCGCCAUUGUUCUCUGUGUUCGAGACAAACCAGCCUAUUUUGCUUACAAACUGUAUACUGCAAUUCAUGACUUUGGUUUCCACAAUAAAACAGUAAUCAGGAUUCUCAUUGCCAGAAGUGAAAUCGAUCUGCUGACCAUUAGGAAACGCUACAAAGAGAGAUACGGGAAGUCCCUGUUUCACGAUAUCCAACCUGCCCUGGGAUCGCUCCCAGCCGAAGCCUCCUCUGGUCCGCUCCCCGCGGCUCCUUCCGUGCUUCGCUCCGAAGCCUCUACCGGUCCGCUCUCCGCGGCUCCUUCCGGGCUUCUACUUCCCCCCAGGGGUGGCACCAGUAUAUAUACGGAUACAGUGUCCAAUCAUAUUAAAAAUUUUGCUUCAGGACAUUAUAAGAAAGCGUUGCUUACCAUCUGCGCUGGUGAUAUGGAUGACUACUAAAUCAAACUAAAAUCAAGAGGUUAAGAGAAGGAAGAAUUUGGAGGAGUACUUCUGUAGACACAUCAAGAUUUAGAAUUAGUCUAUGCUGUUAAUAUUAUAACAGAACUAUACAAUCAUAUUUUCUCUCAUAUCUUUAAAAUUACUUCAAGCCAAAAGAAUCUAUAGCUAAAAAUGUAUGAUCUUGGAUUUGCACCUAUUUUUUAAUCAGCAAUUAAUUAAACUAUGUGUGGUGAAUUGAUAA
Molecule: messenger RNA, 1734 nt
Organism: Cavia porcellus (domestic guinea pig)
Lineage: Eukaryota; Metazoa; Chordata; Mammalia; Rodentia; Caviidae
Gene: Anxa10
Product: annexin A10
Exons: 14
Coding region: 174-1493 (439 amino acids)
Cellular component (GO): cytoplasm
Molecular function (GO): calcium-dependent phospholipid binding; calcium ion binding
Source: RefSeq, a predicted model, not a curated record